CCUCGAGAACUGCGUAACGCGGGAGGCAAUUGAGGCUGUUUACGUAGUAUGUUAAAAUCGUGUGGCUUGCGCGUUACGUACAAUUUAUGCGUUGCUAUAUAUUUGAGUUAGAUAAAUCGAAUGUCUUAACCAGUUUUUGGUACUGAACUCGACUUUUUUUUCUCUUUAAGUGAUUUAUCCAAUACUCCUUUGGAUCAUAUCGAUGAAGACGCUUUUAGUGGUGUUCAGCUCACAAUACUGAAACUAGAAGGAACCCUCGUUAAGCGUCUGCCAGGAAAGGGGAUGGAAUUUUUGUACAAGCUAUACAUAGCCAACACCAAACACCUUUGGAGCCUUCCCUUCAAGUCAUUUAAAMAUCUAGAGUAUGCCAAAGUAGAGUAUCCUUUCCACUGCUGUCUGCUUAAUCAAUCACUAAACGAUAAUGAUAAUCCCAGUUUUCGUAACUUCACCGCUGUGAAAAAAUGUCCAACACCUGGCUACAAAACAACAACCACGGCUCUACCCACUCCUACAACACAAAGAACAACUACAACACARCGAAUUACCGAUAUAUUCGAUAGACAUAAAAACAACUACAAGGUCAAAUACAAAAACAUCUCGGUUACUUUUGCUCCUAACAUAUGUGUUGACGCAAGAGAACCGGUCUUUGAUAAAGCGCAACGGCCACCGGCACCGUUUAAAUGUCUGCCGCAAKCYGAUGCUUUUAAUCCCUGCGAGGAUCUUCUUGGAACGGUCGGGCUUCGUGUUUGCACUUGGAUUGUCUUAGUGUUUGCCAUUAUAGGUAAUGGGCUGCAGUUAAUAGUGCUAUUGACAAGUAAACGAAAUAACACGAUGUAUCAAGUAUUGCUGUGUAAUUUAUCCGUCGCUAACUUAUUCAUGGGGAUUUACCUUUCUAUGCUGGCUGCAAUUGACGCACAGAGCUACGGGCAGUACCAGAAUCACGCCUUGGCAUGGCAAUACGGCACUGGAUGCAAUAUUGCAGGAUUUCUCUCCAUAUUAUCAACAGAAUUAGCGGCAUAUACGUUGACUGUGAUUACAGUGGARCGAUAUUUCACCAUUGUACACCCACUGAAACAACACAUGCAUUUAUCAACCAAGCAAGUAAUUGGGAUGAUACUAGUAGGUUGGUUUAUAGCCUUGACAUUAGCUGCAUUACCGCUCAUUGGCGUCAGUAGCUACCAGAAAGUUGGCAUCUGCCUACCAUUUGAAGUAGGCAACGAGAAAUCCAAAGCAUAUGUGACGUUUUUGCUAGUAACCAAUGGUCUGGCAUUCAUUAUCGUGUUAUUUUGCUACGCGAGGAUGUUUUUGAGUCUUGGUGGAAGCACCUGCUCCAGUGCUACAAGAAUUGAAAGUCGUGUAGCCAGAAAGAUGGCGAUGCUAGUAUUGUCAAACUUUGCAUGUUGGUUUCCAGUUGCUUUGUUUAGCUUUAUUGCAAUUUACGGGUCUCCAGUCAUUGAUGUUCCAACUUCAAAAUUUCUUCUAGUUUUUAUUUAUCCCAUCAACGCAUUCACGAACCCGUACUUAUAUGCUUUGGGUACAAAACACUUCCAGCUAGACCUUCUCGACUUGCUGAGGAAUUUCAGGUUCUGUGAAAAUACGAUUGAUAAAUUACGUGGUCGAAUCCUUCAGCAACUUGCCUCGUUACCACACACUACCAAUUCUCGAGCGUUCAUGGGUAGUCGGACUAGCGUAAACUCGUCAAUGUAUCGUCCUUCUCCAGCGCACUCAAACAUUACUAGCCCUAAUUUAGGAUCUCCUUCUAACAACACUAAGGGCUCGUUUUCCCUUCGUUUUCUGUCCAUUCCAAAAAUUAACCUCAGAUCGCAUAGCGAUGAUGAUUACGAUAUGAAGAGUGCUCUAGGGUGUUCAAAUUCCUCCAUCAAUAACGAUUCACCAUCGGAACAGUAUAUUCCUUAUCGCAGUCAUGAUCAACCGUUAUUAAAAGACGUCAAAAAUGGCGACGACCAUGAUGAUUCYCACUUGGACAUAUUCCGUCGUGUGUCGGCGAGAGAAGUUAUAAUCGGCGGUAAAGUCAUCAACAAGAAUAAGUUAACAAAUUCUGGGCGUCAUGUCGAUGAUCUGAGAGAAAGUGAGAAUUUAAUCAAUCAAAACGAGUUGUUAUUGAACAAGGAUCUUGGAGAUUCUUCAAAAACGCUGCCUGUCGUCAUGGUAACAACAUGUUGAGGUGUUACCAUGGUCACAUGUCAUCUUAGAUACGCAACGGCUGAAUAUAGCUUUAUAGGCUUACUUGCAUCCGAAAGCCUUUGCGAUCGUUUGUUGUGAUUCAACUGGUUUGUCUUUGACACUUGCUUUCUGAUUGGUUCGAGAUCAAAGAUGGAGGAUUUUCAGUAUGUGAGAAAAUCGCGCAAAGGCUGUUGGAUACAUAUGGGCCUUUAAAGAUGUUUACGACAAUCGAAUGAAUUAUUUAAUAUAUUAAUUAAAUCAAAUUUUAUAAACACUUAGAUAACAAACUGAUAUAUAAAUCUAUCGGUUGUAUUUUAAAAUUAGUCAGUUACACCAUAAUUCGUGAAAAACGACGAAUGUUGGUGUGUUUACUGUAAAAUUGCAUCAAAUUAUUGAUAACAACAAKUGUCAGUGUGAAUUUUUACGAGUUACACUACAAAUAAGGACCCGUUUUCUUUGCAUCCAUAAGGUAGAAGAGAUAAACAAGGAAAAAGCUCAAAGCUAUAAAAAGCUCUUCUUAUGAUUGAUAUGUAAAUUUAUAAUGAAUGGUUUCAAUUCCUUUCAUAAAAUUUACAGAAUAAAUGGAUCUAACGCUA
This is a messenger RNA of Exaiptasia diaphana, 2780 nucleotides long. RefSeq names its product lutropin-choriogonadotropic hormone receptor-like. NCBI's taxonomy places the organism in Eukaryota, Metazoa, Cnidaria, Anthozoa, Actiniaria, Aiptasiidae. Gene Ontology annotation, biological process: G protein-coupled receptor signaling pathway. Gene Ontology annotation, molecular function: protein-hormone receptor activity; G protein-coupled receptor activity. Gene Ontology annotation, cellular component: membrane. The record is from RefSeq and is a predicted model, not a curated record. The coding region runs from base 283 to 2184 and encodes 633 amino acids. The transcript has 2 exons.